Hemiscyllium ocellatum (epaulette shark) is the source of this 732-nucleotide messenger RNA. Its product is annotated as trypsin-like. The transcript is spliced from 5 exons. The coding region runs from base 1 to 732 and encodes 243 amino acids. Lineage: Eukaryota; Metazoa; Chordata; Chondrichthyes; Orectolobiformes; Hemiscylliidae. Gene Ontology annotation, biological process: proteolysis. The record is from RefSeq and is a predicted model, not a curated record. Gene Ontology annotation, molecular function: serine-type endopeptidase activity.
AUGAAGGGUUUACUGCUGCUCGCGUUCCUGGGCCUGGCUGCUGCUGCCCCAUUGGACGAUGAUAAGAUUGUCGGUGGAUAUGAGUGUGCCAAGCACUCAGUGCCUUGGAUCGUCUCCCUGAACGUGGGGUGGCACACAUGUGGAGGGUCCCUGAUCCACUCCAACUGGGUGGUCUCUGCUGCUCACUGUUACUACAGCCACAUCGAGGUCCGCCUGGGUGAACACAACAUCGCCCAGAUGGAAGGGACUGAGCAGCACAUUUCAUCAGAGAAAAUCAUCCAGCACCCACGCUAUGAUUCCCAAUACCUGGAUAAUGACAUCAUGCUGAUCAAACUGAGCAAAGCUGCCUCUCUCAACCGUGACGUGGGCACGAUCGCUCUGCCAAGCAGCUGUGCCUACGCUGGGGAAAUGUGCCUGGUCUCUGGCUGGGGAAACACCAUGUCCAGUGUUUCCAAUAACAGGCUGCAGUGUUUGGAUGCGCCAGUGCUAUCGGACAGGACCUGUCACAAUGCCUAUCCCGGGAUGAUCACCAACAACAUGAUCUGUGUCGGAUACCUGGAGGGAGGGAAGGAUUCCUGUCAGGGAGAUUCCGGGGGCCCGGUUGUGUGUAAUGGAGUUCUCCAGGGGAUUGUCUCCUGGGGAUAUGGCUGUGCUGAGAGAGGCUAUCCCGGGGUCUACACCAAGGUCUGUAACUACAUCUCCUGGAUCCAGGACACGAUCGCCAGGAACUGA